Messenger RNA from Cebus imitator (Panamanian white-faced capuchin), 2536 nucleotides. RefSeq names its product ubiquitin-conjugating enzyme E2 variant 1-like. Bases 1934 to 2236 code for a protein of 100 amino acids. The transcript has a single exon. The record is from RefSeq and is a predicted model, not a curated record. Lineage: Eukaryota; Metazoa; Chordata; Mammalia; Primates; Cebidae.
AAAUUGAAAAAUAUUCUCUGAAUUUAAAAAGGUCAGGUUCAAAUGACAGCAAGCAAGAUGCAAUAUAAUUGGGCAUGUCACCCACAAUUCCAUAGGUGACCAUGUUCUAGGAUGAUUUUCAAAAUCAGAUUCUUGAUACUAUAAUUUGCUUAGGAAUAUAUGACCUGUUGAUUAACCCUCUUCCCCAUCCCCCAACUCUCACCCACUGAUGUUUUAUUAGAGGGCUGAUCACAGCACUUUUUGUAUAACCUGUAGUUAUUUAAAACUAAACUGAAUAAAACUGGUUUCUUUUUGAGGGUAAAUAAACAUGAUUUCCCCUAUUUUCUUGGAUAGCUAUAUUUUAGAAAAGUUUCCAGACACGAUUAACAUGAAUACUAUGUAAUAUAUGGAUUAUAGGCCUAGUGUUAUUAAUAAAUAUUCAUAUUGAACUAUAUAUUUGUUAAUACUUUAUUUCUUGUAACUGUUUAGAUGAAGAUAUGCCUGGGUGAUACUUCCACUUCAUUAACUAGGUUAGAUUGGCUUCUCAGAAGCAUAGUAGACAUAAAAAGUCAAUAUUUAUGUACUAAAUGAAAAUUAAAUAUUAUAUUCUGGUGUCUCUAGCUAUACUGUAAAUAUUAUGACCUUGGACACAUGCAGUGGAUCCUAAGUAACCAAAACAAUCUUGAAGAAAACAAAAAAGUUGGAGGGCUCAGACUUCCAGAUUUCAAAACUAAAAGCCUGUAGUAAUUAAGGCAGUAUGGCAUUGGAUAAGGAAGGAUGGAUGGAUGGAUAGAUAGAUAGAUUGAUUGAUUGAUCAAUCAGAUUGAACUAAGACUUCAGAAGUAAACUCUACCAUUUGUGGUCCACUGAUUUUUUUUUUUUUUUUGACAAAGGUGCCAAAUAAGUUCAAUGGAUAAAUAACACAGUCUUUUCAUAAAAUGGUGCUGGAACAACUGGAUUUCCACACACAAAAGAAGAAUUUGUAUUCUUACUUCAUAUAAUUCACCCAAAGUAACUCAAAUUGAAUCAUAAGUGUAAGAGCAAAAACUAGAAAACUCAAGAAAAUGCAGAACUAAAUAUUUACAAUCUUAGACUAGGCAACGAUUUCUUAGAUACAGCAUCAAAAUCACAAAUGAGAAAAGAGAAGAUUAAUUCGUUGGGCAUUAUCAAAAUUAAAGACUUUUUGUGCUUCAAAGGACACUAUUAAGAAAGUGAAAGGACAACCCAAAUAAGGGGAGAAAAUAUUUGUAAAUCAUAUAUCUGACAAAGGACUUGUAUCUAGACUAUAUAAAGAAACUUUACAACUCAUAAUCCAAUUAAAAACGGUUUGUAUAAUGAUUUCUUUUCUUUAUAAAGAAUAUGUGGUUUAUACACAAUGAAAUACUAUUCAGUUUUUUAAAAAGAAUGAAGCCAUGUCUUUUGCAGCAGCAUGGAUGGAACUGGAGGCCAUUAUAUUAAGUGAAACAACUCAGAAACAUAAAAUCAAGUACCACAUAUUCUCACUUACAAGUAGGAGCUAAAUAAUGUGUACACAUGGACAAAACGUAUGGCAUAAUAGACAUUGAAGACUCAGAAGAGUUGGGGAUAGAAAGAGAAAGAGUGAUGAGAAAUUACUUAAUGGGCACAAUGUACAUUAUUUGGGAGACAGAUACAUUGAAAGCCCAGACUUCAACACUACCCAGUAUAUCCAUGUAACAAAAUUGCAUUUGUACUCCUUAAAUGUAUAGAAAUAAAACAACUAAAUGAAUAAAAUUUCAAAAAAAUAAAAUUAAAAAAAAAAAAAACGGUUUGUAAAAAAAAGUGACUGCAGUGCAAGAAGGCAGCAACCACAGGCUCAGGAGUAAAAUUUCUAACUGUUGGAAGAACUCAAAGAAGGCCAGAAAGGAGUAGGAGAUGGCACAAUUAGCUGGGAUUUAGAUAGUAAUAAGACAUGACACUUAAAAGAUGAACAGGGAUGAUAAUUGGGCCUCCAAGAACAAUUUAUGAAAACCAAAUAUGCAGCCUUAAAAUAAAAUGUGGACCUAAAUACUCAGAAGCACCCUCCUUUGUCAGAUUUGUAACAAAAAUCAGCAUGAACGGAGUUAAUAGUUCUAAUGGAGUGGUGGACCCAAGAGCCCUAUCAGUGCUAGCAAAAUGGCAGAAUACAUAUAAUACAUAUAGCAUCAAAGUUGUCCUGCAAGAGCUUCAGUGCCUACUGAUGUCUAAACAAAAUAUGAAACUCCCUCAGUUGCCUGAAGGACAGUGUUACACAAACUAAUCAAAAAGAAAAACCACAGGCCCUUCCCUUUUUGAUUUAAGCAGUCCUCAUUUUCCACGGUAGCAAAUUUUCUGGAUACAUCUUGCAGACCUCAAAGUACUUGAAAGGAAGCUCCCAUUCAAAGUAAAUUUAUCUUAACAUCCUGUAAAUAAUUCUAUUUUUUGCCCAUUUGAAAUAUAUAAGUUGUACUAAAUGUAACCACUGUCCACAUAAUUGAACUUCUGGGAUCAAUAAAGUAUAUUUAAAUUGAUUCCUAUUAUAACUGGUGGGGCACAUCUAUUAAUAACUCAACUGUGAAAA